Messenger RNA from Amphibalanus amphitrite, 1110 nucleotides. Its product is annotated as nucleolar and coiled-body phosphoprotein 1-like. The transcript has 2 exons. The coding region runs from base 1 to 1110 and encodes 369 amino acids. Lineage: Eukaryota; Metazoa; Arthropoda; Thecostraca; Balanomorpha; Balanidae. The record is from RefSeq and is a predicted model, not a curated record.
AUGGAAGACGAGAACCGCAGAAACUCGGCCAUCACGGCACUCGCCGAUGAUCCGGUGAGGAUCGAGGAGUGUGCGCCACCGGAGCCCAAAGUGGACGACUCGGAGUCAGACGAGUCGACGUGUGAGUACGACCUGGUGGUGGCCGCGCAGCGCUACCAGCGGGGCGCCGCCGGCCGCGACGGCGCCGACGACAGCGAAGCUAGCGCCGACGCCACCCACUCGGACUCUGACGACUCGGACUGCUCCGACCCGGAGACAAACGUGCGCCAGAUGUACGUGCUCAACCCGAGCUCGUCGGUCGAGGAGCUGCUGGACGCGGCCGACAGCGGCACCGACUCUCCGCUGACGGUGGACGCGCGGCCCGUCUCGCGGCCCGGCUCGCCGCCCGGCCGGCCCGCACCGGUGCCGGGCCCCGGCUCCGAGCCUGGCGUGCACGACAAGCUGUCCGAGGCAGAUACUGGCAGCGAUACGGGCCGGUCGGCAGAGGCGGCGCCGGCUCAACACGCCACAUCGGACCAGCCGGCCGGCUCGGCCGAGGCCGACGCCUUACAGCCCAAAACUGCCGAGGCUACGACGGCUGAGGCGCCAGCGACCGGGUCCAGUGCCGAAGCAGAAGCUGACGCCAAAGCUAGAGACACCAUCGAAACUAAAGAUGUCGAAGCUGAGCCCGGUGUUCAGACUGAUGAUGACUCUCCGGCUGUCCAUGGGACCGAAGAUGAUGAAAAUUCGGCUGUCACACAGAGAGCAGUUGUGUUGGAUACCGGACAAAAAGAAACCUUGAUACCCGAUGACACGGGCCAGGGGACAGAGACGAAAUCAGCCGUGGGAGGACAACGCGAGCCGGGCUCAGUCGAGGAGGACCUGUCUGUCACAGAGACCGGUGUCCGCAGCCGGCGGCAGGUGAGCGGCCGGCCGCGGCCAGCGAACGGCCGACGGGGGAAGGGGCUCAACACGAACCGGGUAGUCCAGACAGUGCUACAGAACAGGUGCCAACCGAACAAGGGGUCGGGCAGGAAGGGGAACAGCCCCUCGCUGCUGAAACGGGUACAAAUGGGGGAGAUCGUUCAGGAACCGCUACUGAUCCUGAAGAACUCGACUCUGACGAACUGA